AUGACAGCAACGCAACAGCUGCCAGCAUCAUCGACGCAACAAACAACAGUUACAUUAGUUACAACUUCGAAUGUUUCUACGAUAAGUCCUAGUAAUAUAAAUUUACCUAUAACUACCACUACUACUGCAACAUGUGAUACAGUAAUAAAACCACAAACAAACGUAGUAGUGUCAUCGUCGUCGUCAUUGUUGUCCCAAACAUCCGCAUUAGCUAAAUUUAAUAGAAUUAUCGAUAAUACAGUGCCCGCAACAAAUUAUUACUCUAGAAACAAACAACUUACUAGUGAAUUACCACGUCCUAGUAGUAGUAACCAAAAACAACAUCAAUUCCAACAACAACAACAGGCAAAUGUAUUAAGUAAUACUAAUAAAGAAAUUAAUUCCAAAAUAACAACACCAACAAACGCAGAUAAUAAUUAUUAUACGAGUAACAAUUGGUAUAAUAAUUACUAUUCUACAACAAACGAUAAUCAAACCAAACGAAAUGAUGUGCAUUAUUUGUUGAAACAAUUAAAUAGUUUUAGUGAUAUAGAAGAAAUAGAAAUUGUUGAUUUGCAUCGUAGCAGUAAUCAUUAUCAUUCGCAAGCGCAUGUGCAACAGCAACAACAACAGUUGCAACAUCAGAAGAGAAAAUCAGUUAAAUCGUCAACAGCGACAGCAUCAUCAGUCGCAACACCGACAUCGUCAAUGUCGAACAAAUCAUCGCCAACAUCGGUAUCACACAAAAUUCGCCACUCCGAUUGGGGCGAAGGCGUCGAUGUGAGUGUAGGCGAAAUGGACGGUUACGGUGAGGCGAGUGGAGACGAUAAUACUCUCCUGCCGCAUCAGCAAUAUGAUGAUUACAUAUUUCAAUCCUGCCAUUAUUUGGAAACCAGUUGUUUUGCAACAACCAUAACCACUGCCAUCGCUGGGAGCAGUAGUCAUGAGUUUCGGCCUUCAACGUCUACCACAUCGGCGGCCUCAACGAGUUCGAACAAUAAACUCAGGAGUCCUAUAGCUGCAGCGGAAGUAGUAACGAAGCCACCGUCAUCAUCAAUAAAGAGUAGUGUCAACACUACAUCCCUUACAUCAUCGCCCAAAGCAACGGCAACAACCUAUCGCACCACAACUCGUCUAACGGGCAACGAAGUCAUACAAACACAAUUAUCUACUUCGUCGCGAUCGUCUUCUUCAUUGGCGACGAAAAAUGGCGGCGGUGCUUGCAGCGCCAGUAGCAGCAAUGGAAGCGAUGAACGUCGUGCACCAUUUUUUAAAUGUUGUUAUACGCCAAUUGAUCGAUGGCGAGAAAAACGCCAUGUUGCAGCUGCAAGCAGUAGUGGCCAAGCUGCUGCUGCUGGAAGUGGAAUUGGCGUUAGUGGAAGUGCAAGUGGAAGUGGCAGUGGCAAACGUUCUACACAUAACGGUGCCGGAAAAACUCCUACUAACCAACAACAUCCAAGAACUGGUCUUGGCGAUUCUGUUUGACAUACGACGAUAAAACAAUAACACUCUAGCGAAAGUAAUUUAAAAUUGAUUAAAAUGUUAAUAAAAAAAUUAAAUUUACAAAAAAAAACACACCACACACAGCGUCGUGUUAUGAUAAAGUAGUAUUUAUAUUUUUUUUAUAUUAUUUGUAUUUUCUUGUGUGUUCUUAAUUAAAACAAACAAACAAACAAAAAAACAGAAGCAAAAAAAAAUUAUGAAUAGGAGAGUUUUGGAAACUUGGGUACUUUUGUAAUUAAUCAAACAAUUUAUAAUAAUUAAACAUUUAUAGAAAAGAACAAUAAAUUCAACACCCACAUAUUUAAAAAAAAAAACGCAGUUCCAUAAUUUCGAAAACUAAAAAAAAAAACUCUUUAAAAUACAAAAUCAUUUCUAGAAAGAGAACCAAAAGGAGGGCUUGUUAGAAAAGAAAAUUACAAAAUUGUAUCUUGCAUACAAAUAAAAAAAAAAAAAACAAAAAAACAAAAA
Episyrphus balteatus (marmalade hoverfly) is the source of this 1950-nucleotide messenger RNA. RefSeq names its product mucin-21-like. The record is from RefSeq and is a predicted model, not a curated record. The transcript has a single exon. Bases 1 to 1464 code for a protein of 487 amino acids. NCBI's taxonomy places the organism in Eukaryota, Metazoa, Arthropoda, Insecta, Diptera, Syrphidae.